This is a messenger RNA of Strongylocentrotus purpuratus (purple sea urchin), 2121 nucleotides long. Its product is annotated as transcriptional protein SWT1-like. Gene Ontology annotation, cellular component: nucleus. Lineage: Eukaryota; Metazoa; Echinodermata; Echinoidea; Camarodonta; Strongylocentrotidae. The record is from RefSeq and is a predicted model, not a curated record. Gene Ontology annotation, molecular function: protein binding.
AGAGAGAAAGAUGUGAAAGAAACCAGUGAUGACAAGAUUCUACGCUACUGUUUGCAGUGUAAGAAAAAAUAUCCAGAGAACUUGGUUGUGUUGCUUAGCAACGACAAGAACCUUUGUGUGAAGGCUUCAUUCAGCGGAGUGCCAUCAUCUGGAGAUAGGCUCUUUAUGGAUGAGAUCAUUAAACAGGUCAAAAGCCACUCUCAGCUCUGUCUCUCCUCCUCUGACGACAACGAUAUAUUCUCACCCAGCGAGGAGUGUCCCUCCUCAGCUUCAGGGAGGUCCUCACCGGAAGGAGCCAUCACCUGUAUCUCUCCCAUGGAGUUCACGUCCCCAGGAACAUUCCAAAACAACAACACAUCUACAGUGAAAGACCUCAAGACUCACAGUGAAGACAAUGAAAGAAGAAAGCAACCUUGCAUAUCUCAACAAAAUGAUAGAAAGAGAACCACACCAUCUCCCCUCAUGAAUCAGAGUGAUGUGAACAGACCAAAGCCAUCUUCACCAGCAUCACAGAGUGACUUGAGGACUAAAUCAAACAUUACAAUGGGAGAGAAGGAGACAAAGACACAAGGAAGGCCAUCUACAUCUUCUACAGCCCCUUGUGGAACAGUUAAAGCCAAAUCGGAUUUGAUAGAGGAGAACAUUGAUCAUCCACAUGCAUCAGAUUCAGCCACAGAGAGAAAGAAAAAGGAGAGAGAUUACACCAUACAGCUGACAGGUUUUUUGAGGCUUGCUUUGGUUGUUAUCCUCAGACAGGAGAUGGUAGAGAGCUACACUGAUCACUGGUUAGAGAUUGUACACAAGAAACCUCCUUGGUCUCUCCUAGAUGCCCUACAAUGUAUCAAGAAACAUUAUGUAGCUGUGUUUGGAUUACUGCUAGGGCGUAGGAACUCAGAGGAGGUGGAUCAGCUUAUCUCUAUUGUGGAAAGAAUUAGAGAAGAAGAUUCUUUCACAUCAAAACAGCUGAACUCCUUUCACUCUGCUGCUAAGGAGAUCUUAAAUCCACUACACAAAAAGACAAAGUACAAGGAUGUCACCACCAAGUGUGAAGGUGACAUUGAGAGGGUGUACCGUCAAUGGAAGAAGAUGAUACAGGAGGCCUCAAAACCUACAACCAGUACCGUCAUCACCCAGGCUGCAGAAACACCACCAAGAAUAAUAGGCUUGGAGCCUUUAGAAGAGAAAGAGAGUGUGCAGGAGAGCGAAGAUAUGUGCAUUUCACCACCAGCUACCUCUUCCUCCAACACACCUGAGAGAGGGACAGAAACCAGACUGCUAAUUAAAAACCAGGGAGCUAGGCAGGAGAUGGGAGAGAGAAGGGGAGGAGAUGGAAUGGACCAUGUGACCUUCUGCGUUCUUUCAUGCUUCGAAGCCGUCUACACUGUACUGAAAUACCAUAGGGAUGUGAUCGUAUGGUCCUUCAAGCACCUUGCCAGUGGCUGCCCUAUAGAGGGCCUCCCAACCAUAGGUGCUAGCCUGAACUACCUCUCUGUGGCGUUACCUCUCGUUGAGAUCAUCGUCCAGUCUCUUCUAAGAUUGAUAGGUAGCUGCAUCCCUGUUCCUCUGUCACGCUGUGCAGAGGUCGUCCAGUCUCUACAUGCCUAUGUACAAGCUCUAAAGCUUGAUUUGGACAUCAGUGGGUUUCAUCCAGAAAUUUUGCACCAAUUCCUCUUGACAGAAGACAACAGAGAAAGAAUUGUGGUAGGGAGCCAACAAUUUUCAGAAGUGUUGCAGCAGCUCCAUGAAUGUAGGGUAACAUUGUGUCAGUUCUGAGACAAAAUUUGUGCUGUAGGUUGUAAUCAAGACUGAAACUGUAAUUCCUUGUAUAUUUAUUGUAUUCAAACUGUGUGGGAGAUUUUCCCUGAGCCACUCGCCCAUUUUUUGUCUUUAUUUCUGAUUGAUCUGAUUGAAUCAACAAGCGAGUUCGUAAAUAGCCACUGGAGUCGUAUGACCUCAACGUGUUAUAGGUCACAUGACCAUAAACUCGCCCAUUCACUCACACGCUCUGCGUAACAUACAUAGGGCUACGUGAAAAUUUGUGCGUGUGUUCGUCCUUCACUGUUUAGUGUAUGUUUUACCGGCUGUUCGCCAUGCUUUCUAUCUUUUUAUUCAUCGAAAAUU